AUGCUGUUCAAGAACGUCAUCGCCAGCGCGCUCCUCAUUGCAGGUGGCCUUGCUGCUCCUCUUCAGGCUGCUGCCGUGGAAGAUAACAAUCACACCAAGAUGUCGCCUCGUGAAUACUGGGCAUUUGCGAUUAAGCUGCGCGAGAAUGAGAUGCAUGCAGCCAAACGCAACGACCACCCGAAUCUCGUUGCUCGCGAAUACUGGGCCUUCGCCAUCAAGCUGCGCUCCGGUGUCUCAGCCAAACGCUCUAUCCUGGACUCUCAGUGCGAGAUUGCCGAUGAAGGAAUCUACUGCAACUACUCCAGUGCAGACAUCGAAGCCUACGGCUCAACUGGCCACCUCCAGGAGGGCUGCAUCACCGUUGAGACUGGCGUGGCUUGUUUCUACCCUGGUUCUUUCACGCCCAAUGAUAACCCAGCCGGCCCCAGUGAUCAGGCGGCCUCGAUAUGCCUCUUUCACUCAUCGACCGAGAUCAAGAUUGACCCCAUAGCAAAUUUACGACCGAGCUUAUACCAUUCCUCUGACAUUGCCAUGCCAUCUGAAAAGUCGACGCUGGGAAGCGUACUCGCUGUAGGGUGCACCGAAGAGUCGCAAACGAGUGGCUUGCAGGCAGAUAAGAGGGCGACAGCUUGUCUGAAUGUACCAGCAGCGGCUUUCUCAACUGGUUCAGCGACUCCUAAGAGUGAAGCCGGCGAACAAACCGUUGUUCACACCACGCUUGAGGCAUUGCAAAGCCAGCUCAGUGCUGCGACUGAGACCAGGGAGUAUACAGUGGUUAAAAUUGGCGCCUUGUUCUCCCCGGAAUCCGUCAAGCUGGUGUCCAGCCUCGUGCAGCAGGAUAAACCAAAACUCGUGCUGGAUAUGGAGCCCUUCUUCAAAACAGGGCCCCCUCCCCAGGAGGGAGUACUUACCGCCCUCAGAGACGACAUACUUCCCUCAACCACGGUGCUUUGCGCGACAGUGCGCGAGGCCAAGGCACUGCUCGACAAUGCUGGCAUUCCCAUCGACUAUCCGCAGAGCAUACAAGACGUCCAGACCAUGGGGCAGGCCGUGCAAAAACUCGGCCCUGACUAUGUUGUCAUGAAGCGGGAAAUAUUGGGGGAAAAUGAUGGCAUGACAACGCUUCACUAUGUUCUCUGCGGAAGUGCAGAGCCUCAGGUGGUAAUGUCCCGCUUCAAAAAUCCAAAAGGAUAUUUUGGUGUGAGCUACUCCAUCCCGCGUACGUACCGCUCUUCCAUAUUCUCUAGAUUGCGCAAAGGAAUCUAA
Messenger RNA from Cordyceps fumosorosea ARSEF 2679, 1266 nucleotides. RefSeq names its product Phosphomethylpyrimidine kinase type-1. Gene Ontology annotation, biological process: thiamine biosynthetic process. The transcript is spliced from 5 exons. The record is from RefSeq and is a predicted model, not a curated record. NCBI's taxonomy places the organism in Eukaryota, Fungi, Ascomycota, Sordariomycetes, Hypocreales, Cordycipitaceae. Gene Ontology annotation, cellular component: cytosol. Gene Ontology annotation, molecular function: hydroxymethylpyrimidine kinase activity; phosphomethylpyrimidine kinase activity. Bases 1 to 1266 code for a protein of 421 amino acids.